This is a messenger RNA of Actinia tenebrosa (Australian red waratah sea anemone), 1925 nucleotides long. RefSeq names its product ATP-dependent RNA helicase DDX19A-like. Gene Ontology annotation, molecular function: nucleic acid binding; ATP binding; RNA helicase activity. NCBI's taxonomy places the organism in Eukaryota, Metazoa, Cnidaria, Anthozoa, Actiniaria, Actiniidae. The record is from RefSeq and is a predicted model, not a curated record.
CUCACACCAAGCGCCGGAAAAAGUCAGACCAAGUCAAGAAAAUCCUUCAAAAAGCCGGUUUUCUUCAACAUUUUCACGCAUUUUACACCUUAUUUCUUUUGAAAUGGCUGAUGACGACUGGGCUGCUGCUGCUGAUGAGCAAGAAAGUCGACUAAGUGGUCAGGUUAAUAAACUUGCAAUUGGAAAUACUGCACCAGUUGCAGAACAGAAACCYGCAACAACCACAGAUUCAUCGGGAUGGCAAGAAAAAAACACAGAUUCUUCAGGAUGGCAAGAAACUACCACUGGAACUGACGCUAAAAAAGAUGACGURGCAAAUGGUGGUGCUAAAGAGGAGCUCAAGCAAAUUGCAGACAGUUCGUUGUUGAGUAAAUUAAUAAGAAACAAGUUGGUCAAUAACAAGAAUGAAGUAGAAAUUAGGAGAAAUGAUCCCAACUCRCCACUUUACUCUGUUAAAUCUUUUGAGGAGCUUCCUCUUUCCGUCCAACUUCGCAAGGGAGUUUAUGAGAUGGGAUUCAAUAAACCAUCAAAAAUCCAAGAAACUGCCCUACCUAUGCUACUAGCAGAUCCGCCUAAUAACAUGAUAGCUCAAUCACAGUCAGGGACAGGCAAAACUGCUGCAUUUGUCCUGACCAUGUUAAGUAGAGUUGAUGCCACCAAACAGUAUCCACAGGUCCUUUGUCUGUCUCCUACUUAUGAACUAGCUAUGCAGAUUGGUAAAGUAGCUGAGCAGAUGGGAAAAUACUGUACUCAUAUUAGGAUUGCAUAUGCCGUGCGAGGCUCAAACAUACCACGAGGACAGAAAUGUACAGAUCAAAUCAUCAUUGGAACUCCUGGAACAGUACUUGACUGGAUUAGAAAGCUACGUACCUUUGAACCCAGAAAGAUCCGUGUGUUUGUCCUUGAUGAAGCUGACAUCAUGAUUGCCUUACAAGGUCAUCAGGACCAGUCAAUAAGAGUUCAGAAAUCAUUACCAAACGACUGUCAAACCCUCCUUUUCUCUGCAACAUAUGACGACGAAGUCAUGAAGUUUGCACAUUCUGUGGUGACAAACCCCAUAGAAAUACGUCUCAGACGAGAAGAAGAGAGUCUAGACAACAUCAAGCAAUACUACGUGAUGUGCAACAAUGCAGAGGAAAAGUUCCAGGCAUUGUGCAACUUGUAUGGUGUGUUAUCAAUCGGGCAAUGCAUGGUGUUUUGUAUGACUCGCAAGAGUGCAGCAUGGCUAGCGGCCAAAAUGGUCAAAGAGGGACAUGCAACAGCACUGCUAAGUGGAGAAAUAACGAUAGAACAGAGACUUGCAGUCAUUAACCGAUUUAGAGAGGGAAAAGAAAAGCUUCUCAUUACUACUAAUGUAUCAGCACGUGGAAUAGACAUUGAACAAGUCACUCUUGUUGUUAACUACGACAUGCCUUUGGACUUACAAGGAAGACCAGACUUUGAGACUUACUUACACAGGAUUGGUCGUACAGGACGGUUCGGGAAAUCAGGAAUWGCCGUUAAUUUUAUCGAUGGUCAAAGAUCAUUGAAUUGUAUGAAGAAGAUUGAAGAGCAUUUUGGUAGGCAAAUCAUUCAACUCAAAGCUGAUGAUGUUGAUGAACUUGAAAAAUUGAACUAAAAAAGACCCAAGAUAACCACAUAUGGAAUUUUGUUUCCAAAAUUGAUUCCAAAAUUUUUUUCACUAACAUUUCACAUCUAGUUCACAUAUUCUAUCGAAUCAUAAACUUAGCGAAUCAUGAACCUAGCAAAAAGGUGGUUAUAGUAUAGGUCGAGAUAUUUUUCUUUAUUUGGUUCAUCGUCCAGAAAUAGAGCUAGUUGUCUGGGUGACAUAAUUAUAAAAAGGGRUCUUAAACAUAAAACAUAUGGCACAAUAUUUAGGAAUUACAUGUAUGUUCAGUACGAAUUUUAAACAAUAGGUUGCUAUC